This is a messenger RNA of Echinops telfairi (small Madagascar hedgehog), 2760 nucleotides long. It is a transcript of the gene CDC25B, whose product is annotated as cell division cycle 25B. The record is from RefSeq and is a predicted model, not a curated record. Gene Ontology annotation, molecular function: protein tyrosine phosphatase activity. The transcript has 16 exons. Gene Ontology annotation, biological process: protein dephosphorylation; positive regulation of G2/M transition of mitotic cell cycle; G2/M transition of mitotic cell cycle. Lineage: Eukaryota; Metazoa; Chordata; Mammalia; Afrosoricida; Tenrecidae. Gene Ontology annotation, cellular component: cytoplasm; nucleus. The coding region runs from base 1 to 1737 and encodes 578 amino acids.
AUGGAGCUGCCGAAGCCCACGCCGAUCUCGGGUCUCAGCCCGACCGGCGUGCGUGCCGGGCGGCCAGGCCACCUCCCGGGCCUCCGUCUGGACGCUCCCGGCUCCCUGGGGUCCCCGGAGCGCGCGGUCGCUUCCUCGCCGGUCACCACGCUCACCAAGACCAUGCACGACCUCACCGGGCUUGGCAGGGAGACCCCAAAGAACCAGGUAAGAGGCUUGUCCACCAGCCGAAGACGGCUGAAAUGUCUGUCCCUGUCCCGGCGGGCUUCAGAGUCCUCUCUGUCAUCUGAAUCUUCUGAAUCUUCUGAUGCAGGUCUCUACUUGGACUCUCCCAGUCCCGUGGACCCUCAGAAGGCAGAACGGACGUUUGAACAGGCCAUCCAGGCGGCCAGCCGAGUCAUUCAAAAAGAGCCGUUCUCCAUCCGACGCAUCCAGUCCAUGCCAGUGAGGCUUCUGGGCCACAGCCCUGUGCUCCGGAACAUCAGCAACAGCCGCGCGCCCAACAGGUGGAGGAGGAGCACAGUGGGCAGCAGGGCUGCCAGCGGCUCUGGCGAUGACAAGGAGAACGACGGAUUUGUCUUCAAGAUGCCAUCCAAGCCUGCUUUUUCUGGCAACGCCCAGGCUGAGGCCGAGUGGGCUAACCCCAGAGAGGCCUUUGCACAGAGGCCAAACUCCGCUCCCAACCUGAAGUGCCGCAGCCCUGAGCAGAAGAUGGAGAUAGAGGAGGAGCUGAGCCCCUGGCCCCCACGACGCCCUUCCCUAAGCCCAGUGGAGGGGGCUGCCGAGGAAGAAGAAGACGAUGGAUUUGUGGACAUCCUGGAGAGUGACCUAAAGGACGACAAUGAGGUGCCCCCAGGCAUGGAGAGCCUCAUUAGCGCCCCUCUGGUCAAGACCUUGGAGAAGGAACAAGAGCAGGACCUCAUCAUGUUUAGCAAGUGCCAGCGGCUCUUCCGCUCACCGUCCAUGCCCUGCAGUGUCAUCCGGCCCAUCCUCAAGAGGCUGGAGCGGCCGCUGGACAGGGACCAGCCAGUGCAGAGCAAGCGGAGGAAAAGCGUGACCCCGCCCUCGGAGGAGCAGGAGCCCGAGGAACCUAAAGCCCGAGUCCUCCGCUCCAAGUCCCUGUGUCAUGAUGAGAUUGAGAACAUCCUGGACAGUGACCACCGUGAGCUGAUUGGGGACUACUCCAAGGCCUUCCUCCUACAAACUGUGGAUGGAAAGCACCAAGACCUCAAGUACAUCUCACCAGAAACGAUGGUGGCCCUGCUGAUGGGCAAGUUCAGCAACAUCGUGGAGCGGUUUGUGAUCGUGGACUGCAGAUACCCUUAUGAGUAUGAAGGCGGGCACAUCAAGACAGCUGUAAACCUCCCCCUGCAACGCGAUGCCGAGACCUUCCUGCUACAGAGCCCCAUCACGGCCUGCAGCCUGGACAAGAGGAUCAUCCUCAUCUUCCACUGUGAAUUCUCAUCGGAGCGCGGGCCACGCAUGUGCCGCUUCAUCAGGGAACGAGACCGUGCGACUAAUGACUACCCGAGUCUGCACUAUCCCGAGAUGUAUGUCCUCAAAGGCGGCUACAAGGAGUUCUUCCCACAGCACCCGACCUUCUGUGAACCUCAGGACUACCGGCCCAUGGACCAUGAAGCCUUCAAGGAGGAGCUGAAGACCUUCCGCCUCAAGACUCGCAGCUGGGCUGGGGAGCGCAGCCGGCGGGAGCUCUGUAGCCGGCUGCAGGACUGCUGAGGGUCCGUCUGCCUGAGAGCCCUCGACGGGCCCCCCUAAAUCAAGGGGCUGCUGGAUGCCCCAGGUGCUAUCAAGGGGAGGGUGUCAUGUCUUUUGUCUGUCUAGCUCUGUCCCUUUGACUCCAUUUCCAUGUCCUGGUGCCCUCUACCGAAGAGCCCAGCCUGCUGGGAAGGUUUGGGCCAGACCAGCCUAAUGGAAGCCCUUCCUUUUCCACAAGGAGCCUUCCUGUGCUGCUUAACCCUUAGUUUUCUGUGUCCAGAAAAGCCCCCUUCUUUCUAGGGGCUUUCUAACUGGGGCUGGAGGAAAACCACUGCCCGGCUCUCCUAGAACCGGCCAGAGCUAAGCCCCUGCCUCUCCUCCUCAGGAACCAGGAGUCGUUUCUUUCCCUCUGUCCUGUCCCUCCACACACACCCCUACCGCAAGAACUUCAGCUCUUCUGUCUCCUGUUUGUGUUAUCUGCCUGCUUGAUUCCUCUAACUCUGUUUUUCUUUGUUUGUCAGUUUUGGCCGAGGUGUAGGCUCUCCCUAGCCAGCUGGGGUUAGGGACACAUAUCAAUGACCCACUUAGCACCGCCUUCUGUUGCCUCUGAAAGGGAUGUUAACAUCCUAGGGGAGGACACCCUACCCCACCCCGAGAACCUCAGGUGGGGGUGGGUGCGGGCUAAGGCCUCAAUCUUGAGCCAGCUGGAAGUCCAGCCCCCACUGCCUGGCGGGUCAGAACUUGCUGCUGUUUUGUCAGGAAUGGAUGGAUGGAUGGCUGAGUGGAUAGGCGGGCGGUGUCUUGCGCUCGCAUGCACACACGCCCACAAACAAGCUGGGUGGAAGCACUUAGUGGAACGUGACGGCGUGGCAGGAGAAUGUGCGUGAACCCAAACCUCUACACUUGAGCGUUGCAGGUAUUCCAGAGGAAUACGAAAACACCUCUGGAUUCUGCGUUUCAAAAUGUGGGAAGGGGCUGUGCUUGAAGCCUCUGACCUGGGUGAUCACUGGGGCCUUGGUUCAAUAAAGCACUGACCAAGUUGAA